Molecule: messenger RNA, 1343 nt
Organism: Erpetoichthys calabaricus (reedfish)
Lineage: Eukaryota; Metazoa; Chordata; Cladistia; Polypteriformes; Polypteridae
Product: CBY1-interacting BAR domain-containing protein 1-like
Exons: 9
Coding region: 1-852 (283 amino acids)
Biological process (GO): cilium assembly
Cellular component (GO): ciliary transition zone; ciliary basal body
Source: RefSeq, a predicted model, not a curated record
AUGACUAAUGCAUAUGAUGCCCGUGCUAGGGAUAAUCAAACCAAACAGAUCCAAGAAAUGGUGACUAAUGUGAAGAAGCACUUUGGACAAUUAUGCCAGUUGUUUGCUGCUUAUACACGAAAAACAGCACGGUUGCGUGACAAGGCCGACCUUCUUGUAAAAGAAGUGCAUUUUUAUGGAGACACGGAGACACCAAAUUUGAGAAAAGGGCUGAAACUUUUCGCAGAUCAGUUGGCAAAGGUGCAGGACUACCGUCACGCCCAGGUUGAGAGACUUGAAGCUAAAGUGGUAGAACCUUUGAAAUCUUAUGGGACUAUUUUGAGGUUCAAUCGAGAAAAUCUGAAGGCUACUUUAAGUGCAAGGAGCCGUGAAGUUCAACAGUUGCAGCAGUUGGAAAGAAUGAGGCAAAAAAAUCCAUCAGAUCGUCAAAUAAUUUCUCAGGCUGAAAGUAAUCUUCAAAGGGCAACGAUGAAUGCUACUCGUACAACACUUCAACUUGAAGAAGCCAUUGAUGAGUUUGAGAAGAAAAAGAUAAAAGAUAUAAAGACAAUUUUUACUGAAUUUAUAACAAUUGAAAUGGCAUUCCAUGCAAAAGCCUUAGAGGUGUACACCACAGCAUUUCACCAUAUACAAGAUGUAGAGGAAGAUGAGGAUCUACAGGUUUUCAGGAGUACACUGAGACCACCAGACUACAGGAAUCCUCUCGAACUAGUUUGUACUCAUUCCAGAGCAUCCCUUGACAGAAUACAUUCUCCAAGGAAUCUGCAGCUAACAUCAUGCAGUAAUAAGGAGUCAGAUGAGGACACAGAUGAUGAUGAUGAUGAUGAUAACAGCUUUGAAGAUGAAGAUUAAACAUUUUUCAUUUACAAAAAGAAUGUACUUCCCUUUGUUUUAAGAGGUACAUCCACCCACCCAUAUAUUUACCGUAAUUUUAUUGGUAGAAAUUUAUGAUCUGUUCUGGUCUCUUUAAAACUAUUAUUUAUUGAAACAAAUGUGUACUAUCAACUUUGGCAACUAAAAAAUGAAAUGUCUGAAUUUUACUAGCCACUUAUCACCAUAUAUUAUAAAUGGGUUUGGGGUUUUAUUCUUCUUCAUGUUCAUCUUCUAUUUGUCAGUUUUUUUAUAGGUUUCAGCAUGAUUUUUACGGGUUUACACAUAUACAAUGCUGAGCAAAUGCAAUGGAAGAAAAUGAUAAAAUAAAGGAGGUCCUGUGUAGAUACUAUUAUUUCUUCAUUAUUGUGAACAUACAUUUCAGAGUAUUUUUUUCUGCCCUUUCCCUCUUCAGAGGGACUUUGACUUUUCUUUAACUUCACACUCAUUAUAGCUUUCAGUAUACAGGAGCC